Acanthaster planci (crown-of-thorns starfish) is the source of this 1459-nucleotide messenger RNA. RefSeq lists its product as uncharacterized. Lineage: Eukaryota; Metazoa; Echinodermata; Asteroidea; Valvatida; Acanthasteridae. Gene Ontology annotation, biological process: intracellular sterol transport. The record is from RefSeq and is a predicted model, not a curated record. Gene Ontology annotation, cellular component: endoplasmic reticulum-plasma membrane contact site; plasma membrane; endoplasmic reticulum membrane. Gene Ontology annotation, molecular function: sterol transfer activity; sterol binding.
UUCUCAUUUAGUUAUUUAAUAAUAAACUAACCUAAAUCUUCACAUGGCAUCACCUUCACCCAUUAUACAACGUGAUGUUUGCAGGGCUAGGGAUUACGCCGAGUUUUUUUCGCGGGUAGACCCGAUAACUUCGAAGGAGCGCAAACGUCCACGCGAAUCAUGUGAAUGUAGGCUAAGCAUUCUAAGCUAGGCCCUGUUGUGACUUGCGAAUUGUGGUGAAUUUGACUUUAUCUCAAAAGCACCACGAACACGAGUACGAACUAAGCUGAUGCACCUUGUGAGGAGGCGGUGUGAAUUUGGUCCAUCAACCUCAGACCCGGACACCGGAGACAGAACACAGCCCAGAGAUCAUCCUGUGAAUGACAUACCGGCAGUCCACCCUGAAGAGUCAUCAUCAGAUGGUGAUGAGGAUGUUGAACCCAAGACGGACGCUGAUCUCCAUGACGACGGGUUGGCCUCAUCAUCAGCGCUCAGGGAGAGGGGAGUAAAGCGACGUAGAUUCAUGUCACAUCCUCACCAUCAGAAGACACGGAGGGGUCACUGGCCCUCUGGAACUGUCAUCAGCAAGAACCACAUUGUUCGCAGGUCCAAAUCAUUUGGCAUUUCCAAGGCUUUUACUGAUGCGUUAGCUAAACUUGAGGAUAUGAGUAAUGAAAGUCGCAACAGACAGUUCCACAAGCUAUUUAGUUUCAUCCCAACAGAAGAGACAGUUAUCGUCUCAUAUUCGUGUGCCUUGGUUAAAGAGAUCAUGUUUCACGGGAGGAUGUUCAUCUCCCCAAAUUGGAUCUGUUUCCACUCAAACAUCUUCACAUUUGAAACUCAGGUGGCCAUAAAGAUGACCUCUAUUGCAAGUAUCAGCAAGGCGAGGACGGCUUUUGUUAUCCCAAAUGCCAUUGGAAUCCAGACAGAGAACGAAAAGUAUGUCUUUGGCUCACUGUUAUCAAGACGAUCCACAUACAUGCAGCUCAUCAAGGUCUGGAAGAACGCCGUGGCAUCCACUGAAUUGGAAGAGGAGGUAUCAUCAUCUUGUACUAGUAAUGAUUGCAGUGGGAUUCUGCCUCUAGAUGAUUCAGAUGUUGUCCAGUGCUUGGAGGUAGGUAUCGGUUUGUAUUCUGCACAUACAUGUACCAUGCAUAGGAAUGGAUCGUGCAGUAUAUAGUUUCAUUAUAACUCCACAGGGUAUCUCGGGGACAUCUCACUACAGAAUUAUUUUCAAGCUCAACUUCAAACCAACCCCUUCCCUCAUUAUUUCAUGUCCAUGAAUGGCUAGAAUUUUCUUUAAUAGCAGAAUCUGUUCCUUAAAAAGCUGACCUUUUUCAAUUUUUUUUUCUUCAGUUGAUCCAAGUCUUGAAGAAGUAAUGUCAAAAUGCCAUAAUAUGACAAACACAUUAUUUUCUGCCACUGAAGAGCCAAUUUGUUUACACUUAUCCAGGCAACAGAACUACCCACUGUUGCUUAG